Molecule: messenger RNA, 1368 nt
Organism: Drepanopeziza brunnea f. sp. 'multigermtubi' MB_m1
Lineage: Eukaryota; Fungi; Ascomycota; Leotiomycetes; Helotiales; Drepanopezizaceae
Biological process (GO): protein neddylation
Cellular component (GO): cytoplasm; nucleus
Molecular function (GO): NEDD8 activating enzyme activity
Source: RefSeq, a predicted model, not a curated record
AUGUCGCAACCGGUGCAAGUCUCUCAUAGGAUACUGUCGCCGCCCAAGGCGGAAUCAGAAGAAAGAUGGCUCUAUCUAAACAACUUCCUCCGCCAUACUGGACCGUUCACGACUGAGGAGUUCGUCUCGAGUGAGGAGGCUGCUACGAACAUAGAGAGAAUGAGUAUCUUAGUCAUAGGCGCUGGAGGCUUAGGUUGUGAGAUAUUGAAAAAUCUGGCUCUUUCUGGAUUCAAGGAUAUUCAUGUUAUUGAUAUGGACACUAUCGACGUUUCGAAUCUCAAUCGCCAGUUCCUGUUCCGCCAGGCCGACGUGGGUAAAUCAAAAGCUGAAGUUGCAGCAAAGUUCGUUGAGAAGAGGGUCAAGGGAGUCUCGAUCACACCUCACAAUUGCAAGAUUCAGGAUAAGGACGAUGACUUCUACAUGAAGUUCAACAUCGUUAUUUGCGGUCUGGACAGCAUAGAAGCUCGGAGAUGGAUUAACUCCACGCUGGUGAAUUUGGUCGACGACAACGAUCCAGAGAGUCUGAAACCUUUAAUAGAUGGUGGUACUGAAGGGUUCAAGGGCCAAUCGCGUGUCAUAUUCCCUACGAUGACUUCUUGUAUCGAAUGCCAGCUCGACAUGCACGCUCCAAGAGCUGCCGUUCCUCUCUGCACGCUGGCAACUAUCCCCCGCCAACCUGAACACUGUAUAGAGUGGGCUCAUAUCAUUGCAUGGGAGCAAGAAAAGCCAUUUCCAAAGCUGGACAACGAUGACCCGGAACAUAUCACCUGGCUGUUCAAAAAGGCUGAGACCCGAGCAAAGGAAUUUAACAUUACUGGUGUCACUUACUCCUUGACGCAGGGCGUUGUCAAAAACAUCAUUCCGGCCAUUGCCUCGACCAACGCAGUGAUUGCGGCAAGUUGUUGCAACGAAGCCUUCAAGAUCGCUACAUCGACGAACCCACCUCUCGGACUUGAAGAGAACUACAUGAUGUACAGCGGCAACGACAGCAUCUACACAUAUACUUUCAAGCACGAGAAGAAGGACGACUGCCCAGUAUGCGGAAACCUUGCACGCGGUCUCAAUGUCAACCCAAACCUCACUUUGCAAGAGUUCAUCGAGUCCUUGGCUGCCAGACCAGAAGCACAGCUCAAGAAGCCCUCCAUCCGUUCCGAGGUUAAGACUCUGUAUAUGCAAAGUCCGGAGAGCUUGAGAGUGGCAACGGCGCCGAAUCUUGAAAAGAAGAUCCACGAGCUCAUUGUGGACGGCGAGGAAAUUGCAGUCUCUGACCCGUCCUUGGGCACUGUCAAUUUCAAGUUCAAGGUCAAGUACUCCCAGGAGGUUGUUCUUUUGUUUCAGUCGGAAAACACCAAAGGCGCUGCAUUCUGA